CUCUCCGAUCUGUAUUUUGGAUUCAGUUUCAGAUGUUUUCUCAGUUCGAUCCGGUUUCUCUCUUAGCUUAUUUAUUACUUGGUGUUGAGGCCGUCCGCGGUUAGGAGUCCAUGUCGUGUACAUCAAGAAGCCUUAUUACCUCCUUAUAUAUCAGGAACGAUCGACCGUGUUAUAUAUACUCUCGUUCUGAACCCCGGGAAGAUUUUAGUUCACCACAACGCAUCGAAUCUUCAGAUAGGGUUACGCAGCUAAUACUAUGUCGGCUCCUGUCUCCGAGAGAGAUCUCUUCGAGAGAGAACCGUGCCCAGGCCGCAUCAUUGAUGAUGCAGGCAGUGCUUUCGCCAUGGGUGCUGUCGGUGGUUCUGUCUAUCACUUUCUCAAGGGCCUUCGUAACUCGCCCAAUGGUGCGCGAAUUACUGGCGGCAUGCAGGCCGCUCGCAUGAACGCCCCUCAACUCGGGGGGAGCUUUGCUGUGUGGGGCACCCUAUUUUCCACCUUCCACUGCACCUCGGCCUACGUGCGCCGGAAGGAGGACCCCUGGAACUCCAUCAUAGGUGGCGCCGCCACUGGAGGGGUUCUCUCCAUGCGGCAGGGCAUCAAAGCUUCUGGCCGCUCGGCACUCGCGGGCGGCUUUUUCCUCGCCCUCAUAGAGGGCGCCGGCCUCAUGGCCAACCGAUUCGCACCGCAGAUGCUCCCGCCGCUCCCUGCUGAUGAUCCCAACAUGGCCGCCGCUAUCUCGACGGGAGGAGGUGGCUUCCCAGGCCUGCCUCAGCCUGUCGUGUCCCCUGCAGAGGUCCCGAGCUCAAGCAGUGGGGGUAGCUGGUUUGGCGGCCUCUUUGGCAAGAAGGAGGAGAAGAAGCCCAGCGGCAGUACUGGCAUGUCGGAGAUAUUAGAGAGCUUCGAGACGCCCAGCCCUCCGAUACCAUCGUUUGAGUACAAGUGAAGGAAGGUGCGGUGUUUGUUUGACUGCUCUGAUCUGUAUUUUGGAUUUAAUUCAGAAAGGGUGUUGUUUUUAAGUUCGAUCCACUCCUUGUUUCUGAUACUUUACCCGACGAGGUGGCAAUGAUUUAUUGAGGUGUCUGUUCUAAAUGAUUCUGCCGCUGAGUUUUUCUUGCUAAUGCAACAUGCCACUUUAUUUACUUGUCCAUGCCGUAUAAUCAAGAAGCUUUAUUAGCUUCCAAUUACAGAAUUCAAUGACAGAACAUGAUUGAUUGUCGUAUAUAGCUGCUGUGGUUUUAUUUCAUCACUCUGAGCUCCGAGGAAGCUUUUGUGGUUAAUUAUAUUCCGCUGAGUUCUACCUCCUACUUCCACCACAAAGCACUAAAUCUUCAGGUAGGGUCACACGACAGAUACUAUGUGUACCUUUCACCAUGGGUUGUGUGACCCUACCUGAAGAUAAUUAACGGACCCAUUCCCAGACCAUAUUUUUGAUGAUGCAGCGCCAUGGGUUGUGGGAGGUUCUGCCUUCCAUUUUCUCAAGGCUGCAUGUCCUCUAGACUGUAAAAUAGCUUUAUGUGAUCUACGAGUAGUUCAGUUCAGUACGUAGGUUUGUGGACUUUCAAUGUUGGUUUAUUAGUGGUGAGUUGUUCUAUGGCUGUUCGUUUAUAAGCUGGUUGUUCUUCUGGCCAAUGAAACAUCUCAAAAUAAAGCAUUUGCAUGUAUCAAAAUUAUUUUAGAGCUUGUUAUGUUCUGUAUGGACAUGAGAAUAAAUCUGUCAAGAAUAUUAGGCCUGGUUUGCUUUUAUCAUGUUGUCCUACUCCAUUUGAGAACUCAUAAAUCUGUGUUUCGUUGUGAUAGGGAACAUGGUAAAUAUUCCUUUUUUAUCUAGUCCUGGUUAUGGAUGGGCUGCAUUGGCCAUUUACUUGGACUGAAUUAUUUCUUCUGACAGACAGAAGAAAAAAAUGUUCUAUCUGGCUUACAAAAUUGACAUUCCUGUUGACGUGAAUGCAGUUUUCUUAACCAAUAUCUUGCUACGUGCUUACCUUUUUAUAUGAUGUUAGGGACUGAUUGUGCCUCUUAGCAUCUGAAAUCAUGUCCCGAACAUGCCCCUCGACUGCCUAGCCUAACUUGUUAUUUGUUAAUAAGAUAUAUAAAUUCCAUAUUGUACUUACUGGGUCAAUAAAAUCUUAUGCAAGUAGCAGAUACGGCUCCCAUGGAUUUGAAGAUAUAAAGUAGAUUUUGGUUUCAAGCUGUUUCGAUGCAAAUAUGGAAGUACUACACAUGAUUUUAGCUUAUUUUUUCCCGGUUAUCAGGGAUCGGUUAUUUCAGUGCAGUGUUUUCACAAUUCUUUAUCCAUGGUCCUUGUUCUUCAACUGUACAUUUAGGAUGCCACCUUGGAACUUAAAAAGAAACAAGCUGCUGUAAGGUCAAGUGCCCCAGGAAUGCCUGAGUCAUGCACCUCUGUAUGCUCAUGUGUCUAUAUUGCUCAAGUUCCGUUGGACGUUUUACUAGUGAAUGACUCUAAUUAUAUAUGGAACUAAGAGAAGGUCUCCAUCGUUUUGUCUAAUCUAUCGAGAUGUAUGUUAGACAAUAUCCGUCAUAUGCUUUUUAGUUCCGUCCUCUCUGUUUGAUGUGAUGUUAAACUAUGGCGUGCUUUUGUUGCGCAGCGUGCAGGUUCAUGUGGUUUGGUUAUUAUGUUGUUGCGCCGAUUUAGCUCGGUUUUUCCAUGCUUGCAUGCUCCAUGAAUGUGUGUGACAAUUUGUUCCUACU
Triticum dicoccoides is the source of this 2709-nucleotide messenger RNA. Its product is annotated as mitochondrial import inner membrane translocase subunit TIM17-1-like. Gene Ontology annotation, molecular function: transmembrane protein transporter activity. Lineage: Eukaryota; Viridiplantae; Streptophyta; Magnoliopsida; Poales; Poaceae. The transcript has a single exon. Gene Ontology annotation, cellular component: TIM23 mitochondrial import inner membrane translocase complex. The record is from RefSeq and is a predicted model, not a curated record. The coding region runs from base 257 to 943 and encodes 228 amino acids. Gene Ontology annotation, biological process: protein import into mitochondrial matrix.